AUGCUAGGCUUGGGGGUUAACCGUCUUAAAGCACGGCCAUCACUGCUGGAUCUGAUAGGCAGUCGCGAGGAGCUCCCAUCUGUAACCGUCGACGACGACGGCUCCUCCUCAUCACCGCCCGGACCUGCCAACCUGCCACCGCUCCCGGACUCGCCCACUUCGACGACUUCCAGUUGGAGCUACAGCAUCAGCAAUAACAACACUAAUUCUACUAUUGAACAUCGUGUACCUUCUCUUCCAAUUCCGUCUAUUCGCAGUCCCGCUUCACACACCAUGGCGCCCGCAAAAGACGAGAACGAUGGAGACGAGCGUGGCGCUAUCUUCUCCGUCUCCGGAUCGGUCGUCGUGGCCGAGAACAUGAUCGGAUGUGCUAUGUAUGAGUUGUGCCAUGUAGGAGCUGGCCAACUCGUUGGAGAAGUCAUCCGUGUCGAUGGAGAUAAGGUCACCAUCCAGGUCUACGAGGAAACCGCGGGUGUGGCCGUCGGUGAUCCUGUGUAUAGAACUGGCAAGCCUCUUUCGGUCGAGCUUGGCCCCGGUCUGAUGGAAACGAUUUACGACGGUAUCCAGCGUCCCCUCAAGCAGAUUUACUCGGAAUCCGGUUCGAUUUACAUCCCCAGUGGUAUUCGGGUAAAUGCGCUGGAUCGUAAGAAGAAGUGGGACUUCACGCCUACGAUGAAAGUUGGCGACCACAUUACGGGAGGUGACAUCUGGGGUACCGUCUUUGAGAACAGCUUGGUGAAUCAGCACAAGGUCUUGCUCCCUCCCCGCGCCAGGGGUACCAUCACCCGGAUAGCCGAGGCCGGAAGCUACACAGUGGAGGAGAAGCUCUUGGAGGUCGAGUUCGAUGGAAAGAAGACAGAGCACGGCAUGAUGCAGGUCUGGCCGGUGCGUGUGCCCAGACCGGUCAAUGACCGACUGUCAUCCGACUCGCCUUUCGUUGUCGGACAGAGAGUGCUGGAUUCUCUCUUCCCCAGUGUCCAGGGCGGUACUGUCUGCAUUCCUGGUGCUUUUGGAUGCGGCAAAACUGUCAUUUCCCAGAGUGUGUCCAAGUUUUCUAACAGUGAUAUCAUUGUCUACGUCGGAUGUGGUGAGCGUGGUAAUGAGAUGGCUGAAGUCUUGAUGGAUUUCCCCGAGCUUUCUAUCGAAGUCGAGGGCCGCAAAGAACCCAUCAUGAAGCGUACUUGCUUGAUUGCCAACACAUCCAACAUGCCUGUCGCCGCGCGUGAAGCCUCUAUUUACACCGGUAUCACCAUCGCCGAAUACUUCCGUGACCAGGGCAAGAACGUGGCCAUGAUGGCGGACUCCAGUUCGCGAUGGGCAGAGGCGCUGCGUGAAAUCUCCGGUCGCCUGGGAGAAAUGCCUGCUGAUCAGGGUUUCCCCGCGUACCUGGGAGCCAAGCUUGCUUCCUUCUACGAACGUGCGGGUAAGAGUACUGCUCUGGGCAGUCCCGAAAGGAAUGGCAGUGUCAGUAUUGUGGCUGCGGUCAGUCCUCCUGGUGGUGACUUCUCCGACCCUGUCACCAGCGCUACUCUGGGUAUUGUGCAAGUUUUCUGGGGUCUCGACAAGAAGCUGGCCCAGCGGAAGCAUUUCCCCUCCAUCAACACCUCCAUGUCUUACAGUAAAUACACCACGGUACUCGACAAGUUCUACGAAAAAGACCACCCCGAGUUCCCUCGACUGCGUGAGAGUGUCCGAGAGCUGCUCACCAAGUCGGAGGACCUGGACCAAGUCGUGCAGCUGGUUGGUAAGGCCGCAUUGGGUGACUCGGAUAAAAUUACACUGGACGUGGCAGCUAUGGUGAAGGAUGACUUCUUGCAGCAGAACGGUUACAGUGACUACGAUCAAUUCUGUCCGCUGUGGAAGACCGAGUACAUGAUGAAGGCAUUCAUGGGCUUUCAUGACGAGGCUCAGAAGGCCGUUGCCCAGGGUCAGAACUGGGCUAAGGUCCGUGGUGCAACUGGUGAUAUUCAGACCUCCCUGCGGAGUAUGAAGUUCGAGCUUCCAGAGAACAAGGAAGAGGUUACAGAGAAGUACGAGAAGGUCCUGCAGUCCAUGACGGAACGCUUCGCCUCGGUGUCGGACGUAAUUAACGUCAACGAUCCCAGCUUGAUUUCGCUGGUGAACAAACUUCAGGAUGUCUUUUCGACAGUCGGGGUUACCAAUCCCAUCGAUUUGCCCCAGAUCGCCGUCGUCGGAUCGCAGUCGAGCGGAAAGAGUUCGGUUUUAGAAAACAUUGUUGGCCGGGACUUUCUUCCUCGUGGUUCGGGAAUUGUUACGCGGAGACCGCUCGUGCUGCAGCUUAUCAACAAGCCCGCAAGAAAUUCAGUGAACGGAUCGACAGACGAGAAGGUGGACAAUACAACGGACGAAGCGGCGAACGUGAACGAGUACGGAGAGUUCCUCCACAUCCCUGGACAGAAGUUCUACGAUUUCAACAAGAUCCGUGAAGAGAUUGUUCGCGAAACCGAAUCGAAAGUCGGCAAGAAUGCAGGUAUCUCGCCUAUCCCGAUUAACCUCCGCAUCUACUCGCCCAACGUCCUUACCCUCACACUUGUCGAUCUGCCCGGUUUGACCAAGGUUCCCGUGGGUGAUCAGCCAAAGGAUAUCGAGCGACAGAUCAGGGACAUGGUUCUGAGGUACAUCAGCAAGCCCAACGCCAUCAUUCUUGCAGUGACCUCCGCCAACCAGGAUCUGGCGAACUCGGACGGUCUGCAGCUGGCACGUGAGGUGGACCCGGAAGGUCAGCGUACGAUUGGUGUCUUGACAAAGGUCGACCUCAUGGACGAAGGAACCGACGUCGUGGAUAUUCUUGCGGGCAGGGUUAUUCCAUUGCGUCUGGGUUAUGUCCCGGUGGUCAACCGUGGUCAGCGUGACAUUGAGAACAAGCGGCCAAUCGCGUCUGCUCUGGAAAAUGAGAAGAACUUCUUCGAAAACCACAAGGCGUACCGUAACAAGGCUUCGUAUUGUGGAACACCGUACUUGGCCAGAAAGCUGAACUUGAUUCUCAUGAUGCACAUUAAACAAACCCUGCCAGACAUCAAGGCCCGCAUUUCCUCUUCCCUCCAGAAGUACAGCUCUGAGCUUUCGCAGCUUGGUGAUUCGCUGCUGGGCAACAGUGCCAACAUUAUUCUGAACAUCAUCACCGAAUUCAGCAACGAAUACCGCACAGUCUUGGAAGGACGGAACCAAGAACUCUCUAGCGCAGAAUUGUCAGGUGGUGCUCGUAUUAGUUUUGUCUUCCAUGAGCUUUACUCGAACGGUAUCAAGGCAGUGGAUCCUUUCGACGCUGUGAAGGACAUGGACAUUCGGAUGUUCCUUUACAACUCGUCUGGUCCCUCGCCCUCGCUAUUCGUUGGUACCACCGCUUUCGAAUUGAUUGUCAAACAACAGAUCAGAAGAAUGGAGGACCCCAGUUUAAAGUGUAUUUCUCUGGUCUACGACGAGCUUGUUCGUAUCUUGGGUCAACUCCUGAACAAACAGCUGUUCCGCAGAUACCCCAUGUUGAAAGAGAAGUUCCAUGCCGUUGUCAUUGCUUUCUUCAAGAAGUGCAUGGAUCCAACGAACAAGCUGGUGCGUGAUCUGGUCAACAUGGAGUCAUGCUACAUCAACACUGGUCACCCUGACUUCCUCAAUGGUCACCGCGCCAUGGCCAUUGUCAAUGAACGUCAGGUUGCCGGAAAGCCUACCCAGGUUGACCCGAAGACCGGCAAGCCUCUUGCGAGCCGUGCGAACAGCCCGUCGUUGGAACCCCAACCCGAAACUACCAACAACGCUGGAUUUUUUGGAAGUUUCUGGGCUUCCAAGAACAAGAAGAAGGCGGCUGCUAUGGAGCCUCCGCCGCCAACCCUCAAGGUGUCAGCCACCAUGUCGGACCGCGAGAGUGCUGAAGUAGAGGUUAUCAAGCUUCUGAUCACUUCGUACUACAACAUCGUCAAGCGGACUAUGAUUGACAUGGUUCCCAAGGCGAUCAUGUACACUCUCGUUCAAUUCACUAAGGAUGAGAUGCAGCGCGAGCUUCUCGAGAAUAUGUACCGUAACCAGGAACUGGACGAUUUGCUCAAAGAAAGUGACUACACGAUCCGCCGACGGAAAGAGUGCCAGCAGAUGGUGGAGAGUCUGUCUCGCGCCAGCGAGAUCGUCAGCCAGGUGCAGUAA
Messenger RNA from Aspergillus ruber CBS 135680, 4155 nucleotides. RefSeq names its product dynamin-like GTPase vpsA. Gene Ontology annotation, molecular function: ATP binding; GTPase activity; GTP binding. The transcript is spliced from 12 exons. Lineage: Eukaryota; Fungi; Ascomycota; Eurotiomycetes; Eurotiales; Aspergillaceae. The coding region runs from base 1 to 4155 and encodes 1384 amino acids. Gene Ontology annotation, cellular component: proton-transporting V-type ATPase, V1 domain; fungal-type vacuole membrane. Gene Ontology annotation, biological process: proton transmembrane transport; ATP metabolic process. The record is from RefSeq and is a predicted model, not a curated record.